Molecule: messenger RNA, 1396 nt
Organism: Cebus imitator (Panamanian white-faced capuchin)
Lineage: Eukaryota; Metazoa; Chordata; Mammalia; Primates; Cebidae
Product: olfactory receptor 51B6
Exons: 1
Coding region: 166-1197 (343 amino acids)
Biological process (GO): G protein-coupled receptor signaling pathway
Cellular component (GO): membrane
Molecular function (GO): olfactory receptor activity; G protein-coupled receptor activity
Source: RefSeq, a predicted model, not a curated record
UAGCUGUGUCCCCAGCAUAUUAUCCUAUCAUCUUACAUAUAGCAAACUAAUAUCUUCUUCAUACAUUCUAUUUUCCCAUACCUAGGAAUCUCUCACAAAUGACUAAAUUAUCAUCUUUGUUGUCACAAAGAUGAUAAUUUUGAAAGUCAGGCCGGUGAACACCGAAUGAACAGGUGGAAUUCUCAAGGAGCAACUUUUAUACAACUGAUUUCUAUUGCAUUACCUGGAGUAAAUAUUUUCCUCUUUGCAAGGCUGGCAAUGAGGCUCAAUAACACUGCUUCCACUUUCCAGCUUACUGGCUUCCUAGGCAUGGAGAAAGCACAUCACUGGAUAUUCAUCCUGUUAUUGGUAGUCUACAUUUCCAUACUUCUUAGCAAUAGUACUCUUCUCUUCCUCAUCAAGAAUGAUCAUAACCUCCAUGAGCCCAUGUACUAUUUCUUAGCUAUGUUGGCAGCUACAGACCUCGGAGUGACAUUGACCACAAUGCCUACAGUGCUAGGUGUUCUGUGGCCAAAUCACAGGGAGAUUGGCCAUGGAGCCUGCUUCUCACAGGCCUAUUUUAUCCAUACUCUUUCUGUCGUGGAGUCAGGUGUCUUGCUUGCCAUGGCUUAUGACCGUUUCAUUGCCAUCUGCAACCCCUUAAGAUAUACCUCUAUCCUGACCAACAUCCAGGUAAUGAAGAUUGGUGUGGCGGUAUUGACAAGGGCUGGUCUGUCCAUUAUGCCAAUAGUUGUUCGCCUACACUGGUUUCCCUAUUGUCGAUCCCAUGUGCUCUCCCAUGCUUUCUGUCUACACCAAGACAUCAUCAAGCUAGCAUGUGCUAAUAUCACCUUCAAUCGACUCUAUCCAGUUGUAGCUGUAUUUGCAAUGGUCUUGUUGGACUUUCUCAUCAUCUUUUUCUCCUACAUUUUGAUUCUCAAGACUGUCAUGGGCAUUGCUUCUGGAGAAGAAAGGGUCAAGGCCCUCAACACAUGUGUCUCUCAUAUCUGCUGCAUCCUGGUCUUCUAUGUCACCGUAGUUGGUCUGACGUUUAUUCAUAGGUUUGGAAAGCACAUUCCUCAUGUGGUUCACAUUACAAUGAGCUACAUCCACUUCCUUUUCCCACCUUUUAUGAACCCGGUUAUCUAUAGCAUUAAAACUAAGCAGAUUCAGAGUGGUGUACUUCACUUAUUCUCCCUGUAUCACUCUAAGGCAUAACUUUGUUUCACUGCUUUCUGAGGAAUAAUUCAGGAAACCUGGACAGGAUGACAACAUUGCUGCCAUAAGUAACUAGGGAAAGUCAUUGCAGUGAGAACUAACAAAUCCCUCAGCAUUUCAGUGGAAAUCAACCAAUCCUUCUGCUCCUUAGAACAUUAUUUCACCCUGCCCAUCUAUUGCUGAUUUGUAUAUGAUAUAA